Molecule: messenger RNA, 876 nt
Organism: Kalmanozyma brasiliensis GHG001
Lineage: Eukaryota; Fungi; Basidiomycota; Ustilaginomycetes; Ustilaginales
Product: Glycosyl transferase, family 2
Exons: 1
Coding region: 1-876 (291 amino acids)
Biological process (GO): protein O-linked glycosylation via mannose; GPI anchor biosynthetic process
Cellular component (GO): endoplasmic reticulum membrane
Molecular function (GO): dolichyl-phosphate beta-D-mannosyltransferase activity
Source: RefSeq, a predicted model, not a curated record
AUGUCAAUAGCACUCGACAUGGACGCCGCCAAGUCCCGCAAGCCCACCUCUUCCUCUUCAUCGUCAACGGCGUCGUGUUCCGUGAUCGUCCCAGCCUUCAGGGAGAACCUCAACAUCCGGCCUCUGGUCACGAGACUCUUUCAGGCGUUCGCCUCGCAUCCCCAGGCGAGCGAGUUUAGGGAUGCCGAAGUCAUCAUUGUCGACGACAACUCUCGCGAUGGAUCCGUCGAGACCGUCUCCACCCUCCAAUCGGAGGGCUACAAUGUGCGGAUUGUCGUUCGCACCUCGGAACGCGGUCUGUCCUCCGCCGUCGUUCGUGGGUUUCGAGAGGCCAAAGGCGAACGGAUGAUCUGCAUGGAUGCGGAUCUGCAACAUCCACCCGAGGCAGUGCCCGACCUGCUACUCGCCAUCACCGACAGGAAGCAAUUCGUGCUAGGUACGAGGUACGGCGCAGGAGUUAGCAUGGACAAAGACUGGCCGCUGCACAGACAGAUCAUCUCCUCGGGAGCACGCAUGCUCGCCCGUCCCCUCACCACCGCCUCCGACCCCAUGUCCGGGUUCUUCGGCAUCUCAAAACGCGCCUUCGCCAACGCCGAUCAGAACAUCAACGCGCAAGGCUUCAAGAUCGCUCUCGACCUGCUCGUCAAGAGCGGCGUCUCCGCAGACGCCAUCGCAGAGGUCCCCUUCAGUUUCGGAUUGAGACAGGAGGGCGAGAGCAAGUUGGACGGCAAAGUCAUGCUCAAGUACCUGGAACAGUUGGCCGAGCUGUACAGGUACAGGUUCGGGUUGCUGGCCAUCGUGUUGGUGUUGUUGCUGCUGCUGGUGUUGGCGCUGUAUGUGUGGGCGCAUGUGGUGUCUCCGGUGCUGUUCGGGUGA